Messenger RNA from Fomitopsis serialis, 891 nucleotides. Its product is annotated as UreD-domain-containing protein. The record is from RefSeq and is a predicted model, not a curated record. The coding region runs from base 1 to 891 and encodes 296 amino acids. The transcript is spliced from 2 exons. Gene Ontology annotation, molecular function: nickel cation binding. Lineage: Eukaryota; Fungi; Basidiomycota; Agaricomycetes; Polyporales; Fomitopsidaceae.
AUGGAUCCGGGGACAGGUCGGAUUGUCCUCCGCAAGCAUGGCUCGGAAGCGACCUUCUCCGAGCUAUCUUAUGUUUAUCCUCUCAAGCUACUGUCUCCACGUCUCUCACCGCGGGACGCCAGCGCAGUAUACGUUGUUACAUAUGGCGGUGGCUUAGUAGGAGGCGACCGCGUCCAACUAUCGGUCAUUGUGGAUGAGGGGGCAGCUCUAGUGAUGUUGACCCAGGGCUCCACGAAGGUUUUCAAGAACAGACCUGGACAUAGACUCACCGCCCGCUCGCAGGGUACACUGUCCAACGCGGUUACCACACAAGUCUUGGAAGUCUCGAUUGCUCGCGAAGGCGCGCUCUUCCUGCUCCCAGACCCAGUAACAUGCUUUCGAUCGGCAGCAUACAACCAGUUGCAGGUAUUUCGACUCGAGGCUUCCGCAUCUCUCGUCCUCUUGGACUGGGUGACAUCUGGUCGCAAGUCUCGUGGCGAAGAAUGGGUCUUCUCGAGAUAUUACAGCAUGAACGAAGUGUGGAUCGGCGAUCGACGACUGGCGAAGGACAUCAUGCUCUUGGAGGAGCAGGAGACGAUUCGUUCUUUGCCACCACGGACCCUGGCCGACUCUCUUGCGCCGUAUUCAUGCUAUGCGACGCUCAUCAUGUGCGGGCCGCUAGUAGAGAGUACACUAGGUUCUCUCUCCGCCGAAUACGGACGCACGACGGUGUUCAAGCAUGCUUCUCCUCCAGAACUGCUGUGGUCGCUCAGCGCGAUUGGAGAUGGGGCGGGCUGUGUGGUGCGGGUGGCGGCGACGGAGACGGAGACGGUCAGGAACUGGCUGAACGAGAGGCUGGUGCCACUCGAGGGCGCAAUGGGCCCUGACGUCUAUCGCAGGGCCUUUGGGUAA